Chironomus riparius is the source of this 1575-nucleotide messenger RNA. NCBI's taxonomy places the organism in Eukaryota, Metazoa, Arthropoda, Insecta, Diptera, Chironomidae. The record is from the annotation of a GenBank genome assembly.
AUGACUGAAAUAAAAGAGAAUCCAAUUAAAUUCUACUUGAGGAAGCGAUACUUGAUUGUCUUUCUAAUAUUCCUUGGAUAUUUCAAUCUGUACACGAAUCGAGUGAACCUGAGUGUCGCAAUUGUUGCCAUGACCGAAAAUCAUACGAUUCAUAAUGAGGACGGAUCAAUUAGCUUCCAUAAGGAUUUUGACCUUAAUUCUAAGGAAAAGGGCUUUGCACUUGGUGCCUUCUAUUAUGGAUAUAUUACUACACAUUUUCUUGGUGGUGUUUUGGCUAAAAAAUAUGGUGGACAUUUGGUAUGCAUUAAUAUAUUCAUGCUUAGUUCGACAUUAAUAAAAAAUAAUUUUAAAAAGAUAUUCAACUUUGGACUUUUUGGAACUGCAUUAUUUUCAAUGAUCACACCAUUUAUGAGCUAUCAUGGAGUCGGGUAUUUAAUUGCUGUUAGAGUUAUAGUUGGAAUAUGCAGUGGCUUUUCUUUUGCAGCUGCAAAUGAAGUUUUAAGCAAAUGGAUUCCACCAUCUGAAAGAUCCAGAAGUGCUGGAUACAUAGUUGCGGGGAUGAAUGCUGGAACAUUCGUAGCAAAUUUAAUAUCCGGAUAUAUAAGCGAUAUUUUUGGCUGGGAAUGGAUAUUUUAUUUGUUUGGAAUCGUAUCACUUAUCUGGAGUGUCUUAUGGUUCACAAUUGUUUAUCGCUCACCUGAACAGGAUCCAUGGAUUACAAAAGAAGAGAAACAAUUUAUUUGUGAUAGUCUAGCUGAACAUGGCGGUGAACAAGCUAUACAAAUCACAAAAACACCAUGGAAGAAAAUUUUAACAUCACUUCCAGUUUGGGCUAUUGUUGUAGCUCAAACAUCAUAUAACUGGGGCUUUCAUACUCUUCUUACACAACUUCCAUUAUUUUUGGAUGAAGUAUUGGCUUUCAAUUUAGAAGAAAGUUCAGUGAUUAGUGCCGUGCCGUACCUUUUUUUAACAAUUCUUGUAUUUAUUUCUGGAUUUAUUGCUGACUGGAUUUUGAAGAAGAAUCUCCUCUCAAUUACUAAAGUACGGAAAAUCUUUAACAACUCUGCCUUCAUUCUUCAAAUGUUGUUCCUCAUGGCAGCAGCAUUCUUAGUUUCUCCUACACUUGUUAUAAUUUGUAUAAUAUUAUCAGUUGGAUUUGGAGCUCCUACUUCUUGUGGCUACACUUCAAACUUACUUGAUAUCGCACCACAAUUUUCAAGUAUAAUUUCUGGCAUUUCAUCCACAAUCGCUUCAUUACCCGGAAUGAUAUCACCACCUCUCUCAGGAUUUAUUGCAACAACACCAAGUGUAAUGGAAUAUCGAAUAAUUUUUAUGAUAGCAUGUGGAAUCUAUUUAUUUGGAGCUGUAUUUUAUGGAAUUUUUGCAUCUGGAGAUCUUCAACCUUGGGCUUUAGUAGAAUCAUCGGAAAAAGAUAAUUUCGAGAAAUUUGAGCAUAUUAUUGUGGAGAAGAGUCAAGUGAAGAGAAUCGAGAAUGAAGUUUAAAGUCUAUGAUGUUCAAAUACAGUACAUUUAAGUUCUGGUGAUAUUAUAAUUUAUGAACUAUAAGAAUUAUGU